Paramormyrops kingsleyae is the source of this 1663-nucleotide messenger RNA. Its product is annotated as insulin-like growth factor-binding protein 3 receptor. Lineage: Eukaryota; Metazoa; Chordata; Actinopteri; Osteoglossiformes; Mormyridae. The record is from RefSeq and is a predicted model, not a curated record.
CACCAUUUCCCACAGUGCUAUACCGUGUAGUAGUCGGGAAAUUGCUUGAGUUGUCGGUAUAGCUAGUUGAAACGGUUGAUUAAUUCCGUUUUCAAAAUUAGCUAUUAAAAAUAAAAAAUAAAAGUGAAUUUUAAAAUAUCUCUAGCCCGAAAUGUCUGCAAGGCGAAUGUCAGAUAUGGGGGAUGUCAGCGUCAAGGCAGAUCGCUAACCAGUGCUAGCCAGCAAUCGGGACUAAGUGUAGAAGUUGACGUUAUAUAGCUGUAUCCCGGUCUAAUUACUUGCCAUUCCGUAAUUUAUUCCGCUUCAACUUUGUUUGAAGUUAUUUUAUGUUUUAUAUAAGUAUUUCGCUCAGGAAUUUUCGCUGGCCUGCGACCGUAGAACGGCCAUGGGAAAGUGGCAUCCGUUUGAAAACAUACGAACUAACCUGAUGAAUAAUCCACCACUUGUCGUAUUUUUCCUGUGUAUGGUGUUAAUGGCCGCAGCUUUCAUAGGCUUCGGAGCCUAUACUAAUAAACACGACGUUAGGGACCCAGACGUGACUCAGGACUGGAACCAGAUUUUAAGCUCUUUAGCAGCCUUGAAGUUAUGUGCACUGGAUACUGACACAGAGGGCAAGGCUGCUUCUGCAGAUGCACAGCAUAUAAGCAAAUCUCUGUUGCUGGGGCAUGAGGCUGCAGGUGAAGUCUCAGCUAAUUACAGCCAUUGGUCCCUGCUAGUACCCCUGGUCUUGAGUGGAAGCACUCCUAACCAACAUCCUGCCAGCUUUAAAAUGACACUCAGGGGAAAUUUGCUGGGCUUGAAAGGUCCAGCAGGGAAAACAGUACUCAACCUGACAAUACAUUUCCUCACUGAGCGGGAGCUGAAUGCCAGUCAUGCAGGUGAUGGAAGUAGCUCAGGAUCCACCUGUUUGAGCUUCAUGGCACCUGCACAUGUCGUGCCUCAUACCAGGAUGCCUCCAUUGUGCCCAGCAAGUGAAGAACCGUAUGCAGAUCAUUCUGUUGUAACAGCCAUGACUUCAGACCAGUAUAAACAAGGUGCCCAAUCAGCUAAGCCUUGUUACCGCAUGGAGUUUAACCCAGACCCCAAACUUAUCAUGCUUUCCCAGGGAGACAGAGACCUGGCUGUUCAUCAUUUAAUGAUGGUCGCUGGAUGCUUGCUAAGUUUAUGUGCUGUGCUUUGUUUUGCUGGGAGUUUCUCAUUUUCUGUGUCUCGGAAAUACCAUAGCACUGGGCAGGAUCUACAAAAGGAAUCAUUACUCAACUCCUGAAUGUUAUCAAGUCAUCUAGUUUUUCUAGUUUUACCCCAUCAACCAACAUAAGUAACCAAGUCAGAUUGAAAAGGAUGGGCGAAUAACUGGAAUUGAACUUGUGUUGUAUCCACUGAUUAAAUGAUUUACCUGAACUGCUGGGCAACAAAAUGAUGAAUGAGUCUACGUCUAGAACAUGGCCAUCUAGACAAUAGCAUAAUGUUAAACGUGGAAGACCUUUUAGGGAUCAAGUCUUUGGUUGGUCUGGACUGACUGUUAUACGAAGAGAAACUUUUUUUUUUGGGCAACACCUUUCACAAAAUAUGUUUUGUGAUGUUUAUUUCCUCUAAGAGUUUUAUUCCAUUUCUAUAUGAAGUGUGUACAUAUUUUAUUAAACAGAGCAGAUCUUACAGUUUA